This is a messenger RNA of Arachis stenosperma, 1767 nucleotides long. RefSeq lists its product as uncharacterized. The transcript has 4 exons. Lineage: Eukaryota; Viridiplantae; Streptophyta; Magnoliopsida; Fabales; Fabaceae. The coding region runs from base 1 to 1767 and encodes 588 amino acids. The record is from RefSeq and is a predicted model, not a curated record.
AUGUGUAGUGUGAGUGACAAGGCAAUGACAAUGAUUCUUGACUUACUGCGGGACGCAUUCGAACAAGCAAAACUUCCAAAGACAGUGUAUGAAGCCAAGAAGACAAUAAGAAAGCUGGGUAUUGAAUAUGCCAAGAUAGAUGCUCGUCCAAAUGAUUGUAUGCUGUACCGAGGUGAUGAUGCGAACCUGACUAGGUGCAAGAAAUGUGGGUGUUCAAGAUGGAAGCAGAAGACCAAAAAGGGCUCUAUUCUUAGGCUCAACGUACCAGUAAAGAGAAAUGGAAAACUUAUAGCAGCCAAGACCCUUCGUUACUUUCCCCUCAUACCACGAAUGCAGCGGUUAUUCAUGUGCAGCAAGACAUCGAGUGAUAUGUUAUGGCAUAAACAGGCGUCUAAUAACGAUGGUUUCCUUAGACAUCCAAGGGACGCUGAAGCAUGGAAAAAGUUUGAUGCAAAGUAUACUAAUUUUUCGGCGGAUCCGCGAAAUGUUCGCCUAGCCUUGGCGAGCGAUGGAUUUAAUCCCUUUGGGAAUAUGAGCACAAAGUACUCCAUCUGGCCUGUGAUUCUUAUUCCGUAUAAUCUACCACCCUGGAUUUGCAUGAAGCAGACAUCUUUCAUUCUAUCCACGCUUAUUCCUGGGCCAAAAAUUCCAGGUAACAACAUAGAUGUUUAUUUGCAGCCUUUGAUUGAUGAGUUGAAGCAAUUAUGGGAUGGCGUUGAAACCUAUGAUGCCAAAGAGGGAAACACUUUCAAGAUGUAUGCAGCACUAAUGUGGACUAUCAGCGACUUUCCAGGAUUGGGAAACCUAUUCGGCUGGAAUACGCACAGUGGGUCGAAUGUAGAGAUCCGCCAAAGAUUAUCCGAAACAGAUGUAUUGAGGCAGCAGUCUAAUGUGCACUUUUCAUUUGGGAAGAGUUCAAGUGUGACAUCUAAAAAAAGACGCAAUGGCCAGGAUACGGAUGAAGAUGAUUCACAUUGGAAGAAGAAGAGUGUUUUCUUUGACCUCCUGUACUGGAAGGAUCAGAUGUUGCGUCAUAACCUCGAUGUGAUGCAUAUAGAGAAAAACGUGUGUGACAAUGUGGUCUUCACUAUCUUAAACGAUAGUAGCAAAUCAAUGGACAAUCUUAAAGCUCGCAGAGAUUUACAAUGCAUGGGUAUAAGGCCUGAAUUAUGGCCGGAGGAAGGUGAUAGUUACUCUAGCAACGUUGCUUGUUGUGUUGAUUUGCGACAGCGCAAGUUAUAUGGGUUGAAAAGUCAUGACUGUCAUAUUCUGAUGGAACAAUUACUCCCAAUUUUGGUGACGUUCUCACUUCCGAGUCCGGUGUCCAAUGUGAUUGCAAAUUUGUCGUCAUUUUUCCGAGAACUUUGUGGGAAAGCCAUAAAUCUUAUGCAGCUUGCUGAGCUUCAGAAUCAUGUUGUGCAAAUCUUGUGUCAGAUGGAAAUAAUUUUUCCUCCAUCCUUCUUCACCAUCAUGGUUCACCUCACCAUGCAUCUCGUUGAUGAGGUUACUCUUGGUGGACUCGUACAUUAUAGGUGGAUGUAUCCAAUAGAAAGGUAUUUGGAUAAUAUUGAGACUAGAAUCAACCGACCAGGGCGAGUUGACGAUGGGCCUGUUGACGUUCCUCACAAUUCAGGGGAGAGUAUCUUCCCAGCUAUUGGCAAGGCAUUAGGGGCAGUUUCGCAUUUUGAACUCACUCCAAUGGAAAAACAUCAAGCUCAUCGUCAUGUGCUAGUCAACUGCGAUGCCGUGGUUCCGUUCCUUGAGUAA